AAGUGGGCCGCGGUGGCCGCUCUCAGGUUCCUCUCUGGCUAUAUUUUUGUUCUUUUUCGAUAUGACUUUCGGAACACAACUUAUGAGAGUGAAUAUACGCAGAAACUAAUUCAGGCCGAAUCGUCCUUCUAAAUAAUCUAGAUAAACAGGGACGGGAGCCUUAAGGAAAAGAAGACUAGCAGAAACUAAUUUUAACUUGAUGGCUUUUAGGUGUUAUUUAUGCGAUCGCAAGCCGUCAAAGAAUGAAAAUAUAUCUGUACAUAGAUUUCCCAAAGAUCCAAUUCUUCGUCAAAAAUGGAAGGAUGUUUGUGGAUUGACUGAAAUAGAUGAUGUAACUCACGUUUACAUAUGUUCAGUUCACUUUAUUCCUGAAAAUGUGAGAAUAACGAAGGGUAUUCUUGGUAAACCAAGAAUAGGUCUGAAACCUGGAUCGGUUCCUACAAUAUCUGUUCCAAUUCCGGCUCAAUUUGAGAUUGUGUUAACUAGUGACAACAAAGAAAAUGAAACAUCAGAGAAUGUUGAAACUGAUGCUUCUUUAUUAUCGACAGAUUGUACAUCUGUUCCUAUAAAAGAUGUAGAAUAUAUGGAUGAUGUUAAUGAUGACAUUAAUUCUUUAAAUCAUGUCAAUUAUAAUCAUAUUGCUCAUGAUCACGAUUAUUGUAAUGAAAAUUACAUCAGUGCUCCAAAAAAGCGUCGGUUUCAUGAGCGACGUUUUAUUUCGGAAGUUACAUUAUCAGAUUUUUCUCUUCCGGAAAGAGCUGAACAAACUCUAAAAUUUAUAAAGGAUAAGGAUCAACAGCAAGCGCAGAAAAUUAAACACUUACAAGACAUCAUCAGAUAUCAAAGAAAACGUAUUGUCUCUUUAAGAGCUAUCGUAAAAUAUUUAAAAACAGUUUGAUGUUCGAUGAAGCAGAGAUUUAUUAACGAUAGGGUAGACGAGAAGAGAGGAACCCGACCAGAGCGAGGAAAUGGCUGGUAGUACGUGGGAUAGCCGGGGUUGGUCCCCCACUUCUCUGUGCUGCGUUCCCAAGCAUUUGCUCUCUGUUGAGUCGGUUGUUUCUGCUGUUCCAUCAUGUGGGAUGAGGACAAGCAAGCACACCAGCAACAGCAGCGACCGAUUGACCAGCAACAGCGACACACAUGCGCAGCAUGAACAUGGAAAAUUCCAUUCGUAUUUCGCCUCCACCCUUUGCAGCAAGAGUGGCGGAAUGGAAGAUAAAAGAGGGGAAGAGCUAUUAUUUUUAUUGCGUUCUCUAUAAGCGCAUUAACCCACGUUCUGGUUGAGUAAUGUUAGCUUGUACUCGGUUAUUGCAAUUUCAUUGGUAUAGAAGCCAAUACACAUACAUAUGAACACAUACGUAAUUAUAAAUUUCGUUACUACAUUGAAGUGUUACUCACAUGAUUAUUUUAGCACAAAAACUGAUAUAUCAUGUUACAUAUUUAGAUAUUGAAUCCAAUUUGAUAUAAUUCAUUAUUAACUUAUUCUGUAGUAAGCUGUUGAUACUUAUUAAAUACUUUAUCAUAGUGCAAUAAUUAAUCUUAAGCCAUAAUCAUAUUUUUAGAGAUUGAGAUUCAAAUUCAGAUUAGAAUUUGACUGAAAGCAAAGUUGAUCAAAGUUUAUUAAACUUGAGGUUGAAUUGGUCUUAUCUCUUAUUUUGAAUUGGAGGAAUUCCGAUUUCAAUCUCUGAUUACGAUCUUAAAGCGGAUAUUGCGAAUAGUUUGAAAUAGAGAAAUAAAAGAAUAAUAAUUUGUUUUAAUAACAAGAAAGUUUAAUUUUUCAAUAAAUUUGUUUAGAUUCAUAAAAAAAUUUAAUCGUGAAUUUUUAAAUAUUAUUAUGUCUACAACUGUAUGAAUAUAUUGAUGAAUAUAUGUAAAUUACAAUCUCUGUUAUAAUCAUACAAGAAAUGUAAGUUAUCACAUAAAUUAAAACAAAUGUAGCAAUAAAAAAAUAGAUCAAGAAUUUAUGAAAACUAAAUUGGAUCAGAAUAUUAUUAUAAGCUCGAGAAAUUGUGAAAUACAGUCUCGUAAUUUCUCAGUAAUGAAACACUGUCGAGAAUUUUUUCAUCCUUCUCUUUCAUUCUCCCCUUUUCUCUUUAUCCAAGCGUAACUUGAACAAACUCAUCAAGAAGAAAUCGAGCUUAAAAUAUUGUGCGCAACUUGUGGUAAAAUUGGGUUGAGGGGAAGUAACAGAGGAAAAUGGUAGGUCAAUGUACGUUAUGAAGCGUCUUCCAUCUCUUUCCCCUCUUUCAUUCUCUCUCUCCUUUUCUCCGUUCACAAUCUCCUCCUCUUCCACCUCUCUUUUUCUCCUCCCACUUCUCGUACCAAAGUUACGCUGCUACUAUAUCGUGAUAAUCUUGCCUGCUCCAGGGGAUUACCUUCUCUGCGCCGGACUAACGCAGUCAUUGCUCAUACUAGUACGGAGUUUCUACUACUAGCCGUAGAACGGAAGUUAUGUGACGGAGUGGGGGAUGGGUAGGAUCGAUAGUCAAGUAUUUCUCGGAAUGUAAAUACCAAUGACAACCGGGUACAUAUUUGAUUACCCAAUUGCAUGCUUGCAGCUUUACCAGGGUGCAGGGUCGUAGCAACAUUUGACUAGUCGAUUAUAUCGUUUUUAUUAGCUUUCAAAAAUUUACUAUUAAUUCAUUCAAAGCGCUACGAGUUCUCCUGUUACCAUAAUGUAAACGAGUGAAGCAAACAAGUAAUGUAAUUAAUGACGUUCAUACAUAUUCAAGUACACAUUGUAAAUAAUAAGUGAAGCAUUAUUUUGCGACUAAAAGAAUUUUUUUGACAGAUUUCUGUUUACGUGAGUGACAUCAUCAAAGUUUAUUUCGUAAGAUAUUUUUUGCUUAAAGACUAUUUAUGAGGUAUAUAAACCAAAAAAUACGUUUAUUUUCAUUUCUCGAAUAAUUUAAAUGUAAACACGCUACUCUUUUUCUUCCUUCUGCCUCAGGGGCGUGGCAAAUGAGUUCAGAACAAUUAUUCUACUCAUCCCCAAGGUCUUUUCAUGAAGUCUACCAAAUUUAAUAGAACCAACCUUCGAAAAAGAUGAGGUCUAAAUAUAGAACCCAGGCGUGCUACUCGAAUAUCUGGGACCGAGAUUCGUUACGAUCAAUAGACGGCAGAUUCGGCCGUUUUCGACAUGUUCCGUUAAGUUCCCCUACUAUAUUCGUCCUCAUCGACCUCUAACCAUUACUGGCCACGCCUUGCUCGUGAAUUCCGUCAGCUAAACUGGUUAUUCGGGAUGCAAUUACAGAUACUAUUUGCGCACUAUAGAUUUUCCUUGUGAAACAUUUGAAAAAAAAUAUGAUUUACUUAUCUUUCUAAUAUGUAUGUGUACAGGGUGAUUUAUUUUAAAUAUGCUAUCAAAUUUUCUUUUAAGUAUUAAAGAAAAAAUAUAUUGAAAAAGUUUUUCAAACAAGAAUUAUACAAUUUUAGACGAUAUAAUGCAUACAAAUUUUUGUAUGCUAUAUUUUAUUUCAAAAAACCAAUGUCAUAUUCAAUAGUUUGAAAAUGAAAAUAUGAUUUUCUUGCAUAAUACAAUUUUUAUUAUCAUUUCCAAAAAAAGUAUUAAAUUUGUAGAACGCAAUGUUAUACAAUUAAUUACUACAUAUUGUGGGUUAUAUGAACUUCUCAGACAUCAACUAAUACUAGUAUGGU
This is a messenger RNA of Monomorium pharaonis (pharaoh ant), 3657 nucleotides long. RefSeq lists its product as uncharacterized. Bases 200 to 898 code for a protein of 232 amino acids. NCBI's taxonomy places the organism in Eukaryota, Metazoa, Arthropoda, Insecta, Hymenoptera, Formicidae. The record is from RefSeq and is a predicted model, not a curated record. Gene Ontology annotation, molecular function: sequence-specific DNA binding. The transcript is spliced from 5 exons.